UUUACCUGCAAAUUGAUUAACAUGGCGGUGCUGAGCAAUGGUGGUGCCGCUCUAGCGUGAUAGGACCAGGACGCAACCACCGUUGUGCCCAAAGUGAGCGUCGUCACUUGUCGUCACUCGGACGCUACUUCGCGAUCGUGUCGCGGCAUCAUGAGGGAGCUGAAGCAGGAGCAGCCUACCGUACUGGAACUCGGACUAGAUUUGGAGUUGAAAUCUGAAGAUGUUGAUGCUGCCACUGCUGCUGUUGCUGCUGCUUCUGAGGGUCAGAUUCCAUGCAGUUGUUGUGAUGAGCUCCUGGAAAAUGCUGAUCAACUUCAUUCACAUCAAAUAGUUCAACAUUCCUUAUCAGAGCUGUCUCUUGCUUUGAUCACAUUAAGGGGGUUGGACCUCUCGUUAAUAAAUAGUGCAUUUGAAGUCAAUGGUUCGUUAGAGGAAGAAGACUCGUCACAGAUGCGCAACAUACUUUUAGAAUCUGUUAAUCGUCCCAAUGAUUCUGAUAGUGAAUCCACAGUGACUGUGAACUCUGAAGCAAGAUUGGCUAUGGUCUCACCCCCAAGCUCUCCUGUAUUUUCCACUUCAGAUGAACCAAAUCCUGCAAGUAUGUUGAUGUGGGGAAAUGCAACUGUUUCUCCAGACUAUUCUACCCCCUAUAUCAAUAACAAUGACACUACUAUUGGAAACCAAGAUUUCCAGAGCUCAAAUGACUCAGGAGUCAGCUGGUCUGAAGAAAAACCAUUAAAACCAAUUAUAAAACGAUCUGUGGCAGUAGGUCAAAAGAAAACUGCCAAGGGUGUGAAAGAUCAAGGCUCUCGACAAUUUUUCUGUCAUCUUUGUGAUCGAAGAUACAAAAAAAAGUCUCAUUUGGAGAGGCAUUUUCGUGUUCACACAGGUGUGAGACCAUAUGGUUGCCCUAUGUGUGAAAAACGUUUCGCUGUGAGAUCCAUUCUCAAACAGCAUAUAAGAGUACAUACAGGAGAGAGACCAUUUGCAUGCAACAUUUGCUCUCAAAGGUUUCCCCAGAAAUCAGGCUUGAUGACUCACAUGAUGCUGCACAAUGGAAAACCUUUCAAAUGUGAAUACUGCGUGAAAUCUUUUGUUUCAAACCACAAAUUAAUGCUCCACCAGCGGUCUCAUGGUGAUUUGGUAAAUGGUGCGCCCCAUCAGGGUCCAUACUGCUGUUCUACUUGUGACUUGCGUUUCUUCACCACAGGAGCUCUUUCUGAACAUACUAAAAUCCAUUCUCAGCCUAAAGUUAAACAGUCUAAAAGGAGUGUUGACAGACUUGACGAAGUCACAAUUACAGAAGCAGCAGCCCGUGCAGCAGUAACGGCCAUUGAUGGCCUUACUGAUGAUGCUCUAGACAUGCCAACCGACUCUCCUCAAUUUAUUUUACCUCAUUUCCAUGAUGACUCCUCAAUAAAUGAUCCAGACAAUUUCAUUCAUGAUGUUAAAAAUGAAAUAUUUGAGGAUGAUGAUGUCAGUGGCUCUGAAUCAUUUUUUUGUGAAGCUAGGUGGGGAGGAUUUGAAGAUAUGUGUAUAAGCUCAGACUUUAGCAAUGUGUGUUAAUAUCAAUCACGGUUGUUAUUCCUUGUGUACAAAAACAUUUACCAAACAAAUUUCUCUGUUUAUGUACCAUAAGACACAGACUCAAUAUGCUAGUAAAUGAAAUUAUUCUAAUCAUUUUAUAA
Frankliniella occidentalis (western flower thrips) is the source of this 1688-nucleotide messenger RNA. RefSeq names its product zinc finger protein 771-like. Gene Ontology annotation, cellular component: nucleus. The transcript is spliced from 6 exons. The record is from RefSeq and is a predicted model, not a curated record. Bases 151 to 1566 code for a protein of 471 amino acids. NCBI's taxonomy places the organism in Eukaryota, Metazoa, Arthropoda, Insecta, Thysanoptera, Thripidae.